Messenger RNA from Candidula unifasciata, 1083 nucleotides. The record is from the annotation of a GenBank genome assembly. Lineage: Eukaryota; Metazoa; Mollusca; Gastropoda; Stylommatophora; Geomitridae.
AUGAUUGGAGGUGAUAAAAUGGAGACAAUCUUAAAUCAGAUCAUGUACUCGGACUUGUUCCUGAUGAAUCCAGCAACAUUAACUAUUGCCACACUGACGACUAUGAUGACUUUGUACUUGUACUUCAUACAGCCCAGCAAGCUUAUACAGGCAUAUUUCAGAGUGGCAGUGCGCUGGAGUGGAAUGAGAAUGAAAUGCACAAAACCAUUGAAGGAGGGGUUCAUAUUUUCCUAUGGGGAAAAGGGUAGUAAAGUCAAAGGUCAGAUGAGCAUUCUGUUACUACAUGGCUUCUCUGCAGAUCACUUUAUGUGGGCAUCAAUUGUACAGAAUGUUCCCUCAAGUAUUCACGUGGUCGCUGUAGACUUACCUGGCCAUGGUUUUACCUCUGACCCAGAAGAAGGAGAUGACAUUGGUUUUGAAGGGCAAGUUCAUCGUGUCAGGCAGUUUCUGGAUUUAGUGGAGCUUGCCAGUGAGCCACUGCAUGUUGUAGGUGUGUCCAUGGGAGGAACUGUAGCAGGCUUAUUUGCUGCGGAGUACCCACACCUGGUUGGUGCACUCACCCUGACCUGCCCCAGCAUGAAGACACCAGUAGAGAGUCGCACAAUUCAGGACAACAAAAUACAAGUACUUCAGAAUGGAGGUCUCCUAACCCUGGACAACUGUCCCAUGUUACCACAGACAGCACAGAAGCUUCAGGCAAUGCUAGAUAUCAGCCACUAUUAUAGAGUGAAAUAUCCACAACAGAUAUUAAAAGGUGCAGUAGAACUGAGGAAGAAGAAAAAUGACAUCUAUCUUCAUUUGGUAAAUUAUCUGAUAUCUGAAGAAUCCUCUGUCCUGUUGGAAAAUAACUUGCAUCGGAUACAGUGUCCCACUCAGGUCAUUUGGGGAAAGGAAGACUGGAUUGUGGACAUCUCAGGAGUGGAUGUGCUAAGAGAGAAACUUGCAGACUGCAGACAGAUCCUUAUUCUAGAAGAAUGUGGCCAUGCCAUCAACCUAGACCAGCCAGUGUUGUUUGCCAAGGCCAUGCUCCAGUUCUGGUUCCUACAUAAUUCUCAGGAAAACCUGGCCAAAAGUGUGUCAUGA